CAUUCUCACUCAGGUUGAAUAGAGGACAACAGACAUGUGGUCUUGUCAGUCAUCUCCAUGUGCUUCCUUUCUCCAUUUUGUUCUCAGAAUUGUGCGCGCUAGUGUAUUUGCAUAAGCGCGCACGUGUACAUGCGAAUGAUCUGCAGUGGUCACUGACUGCAAAGGAACCAGACUAAAAAAAAGCAGCGCUACCACAGGUUCUCAGCUGCCAGAACUUGUUUGCUUUCUGCUAUCUAGUGCAAAGAAAUAACGUUAGGGUGUGGGUGCAGACAAAUAUCCUGUUCUUUCCUGUGUAAAGGGUUGAAAAUGGCAGCUCUGCGUCAUGGCCUAGUGUGGCUGCUGCUGGCUCUGCUGAGUGCAGGAGUAUGGACUCAGGACACAAUGGAGGUAGAGGACGAGAACCCGGAUAAAGCAGAGGAGCUGGGGGACUGGAGUACAGAAGAAUCUGAGGAGGAACGUGGAGAAGCAGCGGACGAGGAUGCACAGGAUCUAGGAGGAGAGAGUGAUGAUGAGGGAAAUGAAGAAACCGAGGGAGACGAUGAUGAGAAAGAAGAAGUAUCAAAAGAUGAUAAAGAUGAACAGGCAAAGGAGGAAGAAUCUGCUAAGGAAGAGGACCGCGCAGAGGAGGGUGAUGCUGAUGUAGAGGAGGAAGAGGCUGAGGUUGAGGCCACUUCAGAACAUGACGUUGAAGGUACAGAGGAGGAUCCGACUGAAGAUGUGGAGGAAGACGAAACUGAGGAGGAAGAUGCAGUAAAUGAAGCAGACGAAGAAGAAGCCGAGGAAGAAGAGGAGCAAGCUACCAAACCUGAGGACAACGAAGAAAGCGAGGAGGGUGUUGAUGAACCACAUUCUUCAGCGGAAGACACUGAUGAGGAUGAGGGCAAAGACGAUGAAGACGAGCAAGAACAAACAGACACAGACGGUGAAGCUGAAGAAGACGCUGAUGAUGAUGAAAACCUUCAAGAAGCUGAGGCAGAAGCUGCCCCAUUGUAUUACAAGGGAUCUUUGUGUGGCCUGUGUUCUAUCUGUGAGCACUGCAGUAGUUGCGAUAUGUGCCCGUGUGAGGCAGGAGACUCGGCAGGACAUUGCCAACAUUGUGAUCAAUGCUCCUACUGCUACAUAUGCCCUGUGAUCUGUGAGACAAUAUGCGAGCCAGGUGGCUUUGUGGACGUAAUAUCAGGAACAGUGUAUCAAAGGAUCGCCUCCUAUCUCUGAGGACAUCUGACAUCUCCUCCUAGACCAUCCUGUGGUGGACAGCAGAAGUUCAGCUCUUCAGCAGAGCGAAGAUUGCCGGCAUAAUGAUGGAAACGAGGCCUUUAAUCGUUUAUAGUAGCAGAAGAAAGCAGGAUAAAUUUUUAGAAGUUUGUUUAAAUGCUACCUUUUUUGUUUACAAAAAUACAUUUUAUCACAAAUUCAAGCAAUCUGGACUAUUUAUUUUUUGGGUGCAUUAGAUUGUUUUAUGACAAAAUAAAAAAUUAUUUGAAUAAA
Molecule: messenger RNA, 1488 nt
Organism: Silurus meridionalis
Lineage: Eukaryota; Metazoa; Chordata; Actinopteri; Siluriformes; Siluridae
Product: sarcoplasmic reticulum histidine-rich calcium-binding protein
Exons: 6
Coding region: 307-1215 (302 amino acids)
Molecular function (GO): calcium ion binding
Source: RefSeq, a predicted model, not a curated record